AUGCAUCAGGAUUACUGCCUCAUGCCUAGCUCGGGCCAUCAAGCCCAACUCAUGGAGAAGCCCAGCCGUGAUGGACCGCGACUAGGCCCAGAUGACUGGCCCAGCUAUUCCUACCCUCAUUCUUCGCAAGGCUACAAUAUUGUCACCGGACCGUACGCCAUCCAGAAGUUCUCGGUCGUGCAAAGUGAUGACCCGUUUGUUCCAGCCGGUACUGUCCCGACACACCACCCUCUUUCGGACGGUCAGCAAGCUCAGUAUGCCCAAGAUGCCCAACAUCUGCGGGAUGGGUCAGAUUGCCAAAACCCUCUUGGGCAAUCGGCUGAUGGUUUCACCAACCACGGUGACUCUGGAUAUGGCGGAAGUCACCCUUCCGGAAGUGUUGCGAGCCCUUCCGUCAAGGUUGGCCCUAAAUGCAAGCAGUGUCCUUUUCAAGCCAAAAAUAAUUCGCAUCUCAAAAAACACAUGAAUCGUCACAACAAACCCCACGAAUGUAGGACCGAGAAUUGCAAAAGGGGCUUUGCUACGCUAAAUGACCGAAAAAGGCACGAAAGUGCUGUGCAUCGAGAUGAGUCGCGAUAUCGAAGUCAUUCAACUUGGUACAAAUGCAUCCACUGUGUAAACCUGCCUGAAAAACAGAGCAGGCGGAAGCGGACUGAAUGGCCCAGAAAGGAUAAUUUUCUGGCCCAUCUCGCGCAAGUGCACUCUAUCCGUUGCUGCCCUUCAGACAAUUUAGGCCAGUACAUUGUCCGAGAUCAACCGGAGUCAACAGAGAACUCUGACGUAUCCGUUCACGUACGAGAAGAGGCCCGAGAGAAUGAUUUGCAAGGGGUGGGGUCUCUGCCUGGUUUCGCCAGUCCGUUUGCGAACAUGACGGUGUACGCAAAUGAGAUUGCGAAUUUGCCCGGAGAUCAGACCAGCAACCUUACCCAGCAGCGGUUCAACAUGGUCUUCCGUCGCAAUUUCCACGUCUUGACCAGCACCAACAUUCUGGAACACCAAGCAGACCAAGAACUCGGAUUCAUCAACCCUCAUGUGCUGAGGCAGGAGACGGGCCAUGGAAUGAGGGAUCCUCUGCAGCAUGCCGCAUCGACCGCGACUGCGCUGGACAGCUCGGCUGAUCAUCUUUCAGUAAUAUCGUCCGAGUUUCAUAAUCCAUCAAGCGGCGAUGACGCCAAUGACACGCAUUUUCCAAGACGCCAAGCCUACGAGGUGACGGCCCUGGGCCAUCAACCGACUUGUAUGCCAUCAACUGCAUACUUGAACAUGGAGCAAGUUGCGGCACCUCAGAUGUCACCGAUGACGCAUCCUCUUGCUCAAACAAACCAGCCUGGCGAUGUCAUGGCACUCUUGGAGCAACCCCCGCCGGAGAUUUCAAAGACUGCUGCCAACGAGGUGGUAGUCCUGGACAGUGCAGGAGCGGCGAUAACACGUUCGACAUCACAACCGCCGGUGCCCUCCUGUGCCAAUUGUGGAAAGACGUUCAAGAGAAGCUGCGAAUUAACGAAGCAUAAGAAGAGGCACUCGAAACCCUACGGAUGUACCUGGCUAGAUUGUGCCAAAACCUUUGGUAGCAAGAAUGACUGGAAAAGACAUGAGAGCAAGCAGCACUUCAAACUUCAAACUUGGAAUCGCGACAUGGGUGAGUGUGAAGAGACGCUGGAUCGUCGAGAUGCACUCAAGGUGCAAAUGCGGAGAGGACAGGGCAGUACCGGGACAGGAGACGGCCAAUGUCGGCGAGGGUCGCCUAUCAUUGCAAGCUUUUGGUGUGGAUUCUGUGUCGGGCACGUUGACGUGGACCAUGACAAGGGAAGCGACAACGCGUUGACCCAGAGAUUUGACCAUAUCGACGAUCACUUUUGCGGAAGAGACGGAUUCACAAAGCGAAGCAUAGAGGACUGGAAGCACGAGCCUCGACCGGGCCCAACCCUUGAAGCACGUGAUGAUGGAAGAGUGCAGACGGCAGACGGCGUGCCCAUGUUCUCUCUUUAUACUAGCCAUCGACCGGAGCGGAGUGCAGAGCUGUCAAUCUCCGACUCCUUGUCGGAGAAGAGACGGAAAUCGGGAGUGGUGGAGAUGUGGAACUGUUGCCAGUGCGCAACGCCCAUGAAUGUAAAGACGUGUCCGGCAUGCGUAAACUGCGGACAUCAUCGUUGCGGAUAUUGCGGCCUCAACAGAGAGGUCAUGCAUGUCGAGGAUGUGAUUACGGAAGCAAGUGGACGGACUAGAACAGAAUGCCAGGACGGGCAGGACCCUUGA
Ustilaginoidea virens is the source of this 2256-nucleotide messenger RNA. RefSeq lists its product as uncharacterized. Gene Ontology annotation, molecular function: DNA-binding transcription factor activity; RNA polymerase II cis-regulatory region sequence-specific DNA binding. The record is from RefSeq and is a predicted model, not a curated record. Bases 1 to 2256 code for a protein of 751 amino acids. Gene Ontology annotation, biological process: regulation of transcription by RNA polymerase II. The transcript has 4 exons. NCBI's taxonomy places the organism in Eukaryota, Fungi, Ascomycota, Sordariomycetes, Hypocreales, Clavicipitaceae.